Messenger RNA from Corticium candelabrum, 1514 nucleotides. RefSeq names its product pleckstrin-like. The coding region runs from base 988 to 1386 and encodes 132 amino acids. Gene Ontology annotation, biological process: intracellular signal transduction. The transcript is spliced from 9 exons. Lineage: Eukaryota; Metazoa; Porifera; Homoscleromorpha; Homosclerophorida; Plakinidae. The record is from RefSeq and is a predicted model, not a curated record.
GCUAGUGAACACAGCACAUGUGUAUGACCUUCACAGCGGUCAUUGGUAUAAGAUGGAUGACAUGCAAACAAAACGUGAUUACUGUUCUUCUGUUAUUAUAAACAACACAGUGUUUGUAGGGGGAGGAGUGACUGAUGGACAUAACUCUAGUAAUAUUGUUGAGUGUGCAGAUGUUCGUGAUAGAAAAUGGAGAACAAUCCCCUCUACAACCACAUAUAGACCUACACUAACGUCAGUCAGUAACAGACUGGUGGGGACUGGAGGAAAGACACAACAGAGGUUUGGUUCUCCUUCUACUAUUGUAGAAUUAUAUGAUGAGAGAUCUACCAAAUGGCUUCCUCUUCCACUCAUGACACACAAACGGUGGUUACAUGCUGCAUUCUCAACUCAGAAUGGAGAACUCAUCACAGCAGGAGGGAUGGGUGGUGAACAUUCAAUAGAAAGUCUUAAGUGUGACUAAUAUUUGCAUUUUCUUUCAAUUUUUGUGUAUUUUUUAUAUUAUAAUCUCUAGUGAUUGUCCAAGAGACGAUUUAGUGUGUGUAACAUAAACUAGAUCCUGAACGUUGUUUUCUUAAUUAGUAGUCACGUGAUUUGCAUGUUCAACGAGCAGUCGUGAAGUGGAAAAAGGAAUGCAAGCGUUGAACAUCCGGGAGAGUUUGUGGUUAAUUUCUAGCUUUAAAUGUUUGUUCGUGUUCGUUGCUCUUUGGACAAGCGUAGCAGUAAAUCUGGUUUCAUAACGCAAAUCACUGAGAAGUUGGCGAGGUUGGACUUGCCAGAUUGAUAAACGUGCUUCGUAGCUUUGAUAUUCCUGUUGAGAGUGGAGAAAACGACGAAUUGAAGUGAAAGUUGUGAGACUAAUUUUGAGUCUGUGAUUUGAUAUCAUCAAGAGUUGGAGUUUGGCCAUUGCAAAGUGGUCGUUGACUAUUGCACGUGGAGAAGGCUUGAAGGCGUGAGGCUGUGGAGCAUCAAUGAGAUGCUCAUUUCCUUAUGGAUCUGAAUGUCAUUCGACUGACGGCUGUCAACAGCACCGAGUUCUUACUGCAAGCUCCAGACACUGAGACUGGAGAUAGUUGGGCUGAGGUGAUCGGUGAUACGAUACGACAGCUGGAGCAAGACAAAACGAUUGCGAAUCCAAUGGUUGCUGAAUGUGACAUUCGUUCAACUCUCAGGCCAUUGCUUGAUGCUCGUAAUAGUGAACUGAUAGCCGCCAUGCAAGACCCUGAUGCCGGCGUUUCACUCGGCGAGCACAAGAAUGGACUGAAAACAUACAAAGACUGUUUUGCUGGUUGUGAGUUAAUUAAGUGGUUGUUGUUGUGGUCGUUUGUCACAAUGAGGGAGGAAGGAUGUCAAUUAGCAAACAGUCUGUUGAACAAAGCGUGUCUUUAGCCAGUGGGAGGGUUGAGUAAAGAGUUGUUCCAGAAGCAUUCACAUUCGAAGAAGUUAGCAUUUGUGGAUGGUUGUUUCAGUACAUUGUCAAGAAAUGCAGAAUUGACCAGUUCAGAGACAGACUCGGG